Molecule: messenger RNA, 877 nt
Organism: Beta vulgaris subsp. vulgaris (sugar beet)
Lineage: Eukaryota; Viridiplantae; Streptophyta; Magnoliopsida; Caryophyllales; Amaranthaceae
Product: small heat shock protein, chloroplastic
Exons: 2
Coding region: 88-645 (185 amino acids)
Biological process (GO): response to heat
Source: RefSeq, a predicted model, not a curated record
AUGAGUGCAUGAACUUACAACUUGCCACACUUACAUCUAUUGUUUUAGUGAGCUUAUUAUUAUUAUCAAUAGCUUUACUUAUCUUCAAUGGCAAGCAAUGUAUUGACAUGUUCUGCUUCAACUCUAGUGUCCAACAAUAGGGCAUUAGGCAGCCCAUCACUGAUUGGGCCGGGCCCUCGUUCUGCGGUGUCCUUAACACCACCAUUGAAGGCUCCUUCUUCAAGGCCUUCUGGCCUAGUGGUGAAAGCCCAACAAGGUGGAAGUCCAAGGAAUGUGGAUCCAUUGGUAACUGAUCACUUCCACAAAAAAGUUGCACUCCUUGAUACCAAUCCCUAUGUGCGUACUCCAUGGAACACGAGCGAGGAUGAUCACGAAAUCAGGAUGUGGUUCGAUAUGCCAGGACUUGCAGGUGAAAACAUUGAUGUAAACAUUGUGGAUGACUUGCUUGUGAUCAAGGGAGAUGGUGGUGUUGAUGCUUUUGGAAACAAGAUUUUUAGCCCUUAUGAUAGUAGGGUUCAACUUCCCUUUAACUCUUGGAAGGAAGAAGUUACGGCUGUUUUUAAGAAUGGUGUUCUUUAUAUUACUGUGCCUAAGAUCACCAAAAUUGAGCACAAGAUUAUUCACAUUCCUGUUAGAUCCGUUUAAUAAUAGUCAUUAAUUACUUAUUGGCUAUUGCAUAUACAUAUGAGAUGUCUUCUAUAGUAUACUCUUUCUUUGGGAGAUUGAGUUAUGAGUGUAACUUAAGAGCUUCUCUCUAAGAUACUCAUGCAAUAGAGAACCUAAGCUCUAUACAUAUAUAUUUGUUUUGAAUUCUUUAAGUUGUAUGAUGAUGUUGUUCCUUGGUACACACUAUAAUAAUAUAAGACAUUUCCCUUUC